AGCAGGGAGUUAUUUCCUUUCAAGUGCAAUCUGACCAGCGUGGAGGACAUUGAGUCCAUGUUCUCAGCUAUCAAAGCUCAGCACAGAGGCGUGGACGUGUGCGUCAACAACACUGGCCUGGCCCACGCAGAGCCACUGCUGAGCGGCAAAACCAACAGCUGGAAGAACAUGCUCGAUGUGAACGUUCUGGCUCUGAGCAUCUGUACUCAUGAAGCGUACCAGUCCAUGAAGGAAAGAAACAUCGACGACGGGCACAUCAUCAUCCUGAACAGCAUGUGCGGCCAUCGAAUACUCCCCAGCUCUGACAUGCAUUUCUACACAGCGUCCAAGUACGCUGUGACGGCUCUGACCGAGGGCCUGAGGCAGGAGCUGCGUGAGGCCAACACUCACAUCCGAGCCACCAGUAUUUCUCCAGGUUUAGUGGAGACCGAAUUCGCUCAACGGUUUCAUAGCCAAAAGCCAGAAAAGGCUGCGACUGCCUACUCUCAAUAUAAGCCUCUGGAAGCCAUCGACGUUGCUAAUGCUGUCGUCUACGUCCUGAGCGCUCCUCCUCAUGUGCAGAUCGGGGAUAUUCAGAUGCGAUCUGUGGAGCAAGUGUCGUAG
Messenger RNA from Nematolebias whitei (Rio pearlfish), 603 nucleotides. Its product is annotated as dehydrogenase/reductase SDR family member 11-like. Bases 58 to 603 code for a protein of 181 amino acids. The transcript is spliced from 6 exons. NCBI's taxonomy places the organism in Eukaryota, Metazoa, Chordata, Actinopteri, Cyprinodontiformes, Rivulidae. The record is from RefSeq and is a predicted model, not a curated record.